AUGACCGACGUCGAUGCAGACAUUCCGGGCUUCGUUCAUGACCUCCUCAGCAGCGUCAUCCCCUACCCCGUCUUCCGCAUCCUCGCCGGCUUCUCCAACCUCAUCUACAGCCUGCUCGGCUCCUCCAACAACCCCGCCUCUUGGACAUCGACGCUGCUACCGCCCCUUUUGACCUUCUUCCUCGCCUACACCGCCCUCGUCAUCGCCUACCGUACCGUCCGCAACGCAAUCUCCCUCGCCUGGUGGGGCAUCAAGUGGGGCGCCAUCAUCGGCGGCCUCAUCGCCGUCUGGGCCUGGUGGACCGACAACACCGGCGCCAUCAACUCGGUCGGCCAGGCUCCCCCCUCUGGCAUCUUUGACCAGAUCGGCCGGUUGAACAGCUUCAUGUCCAACCCGGCCGUAUCAGCGCUCUACUCGCAACUAUCUUCCAACACCGGCGGCUCCGCGGGCUCAGGAUCUCGAGCGCGGCAGUCGUCGCCCUACUCGUCACGUGAACGCAAGCCGUUCGAUCAAACCAGGCGGCGCAACCGUCGCAACGCUGGCAGCAGCGGCGGAGGCAUUGAUGACUUCCUGCCAGCCGAUCUCGGCGGCGGGCUCGACGCGUUCAGCGACCUGCUGGGACGAGCGCGCAACAACGACGGCCUCGAUGACAACCACAACAACAACCCUGGUGGUGGCGGCGGCGUCGACUUUGCAGGCCUGCUCGGCUCGAUGAUUGCGGCGGGUCAGCAGCAGGGAAUCGAUGCGGCAUCGGCCCUCCGCGCUGCCAGCCGGGUGCAGGACGAGGUCAGAAGGUUCCAAGAGAACCCAGCGGCGUGGCUGGCGUCCAUCGGAUCCAGCUUCCGCGCGGACGGUGGUGUCGGGCCCGGGUCUGGCGGCGAGGACGACGAGCCGGUGGGAUCGCGGACGAGGGCGCGAGCCAGGCGAGGUCGAGCUGCUGCCCGCUAG
Molecule: messenger RNA, 948 nt
Organism: Pseudozyma flocculosa PF-1
Lineage: Eukaryota; Fungi; Basidiomycota; Ustilaginomycetes; Ustilaginales; Ustilaginaceae
Exons: 2
Coding region: 1-948 (315 amino acids)
Source: RefSeq, a predicted model, not a curated record